Umbelopsis ramanniana AG is the source of this 895-nucleotide messenger RNA. RefSeq lists its product as uncharacterized. Gene Ontology annotation, cellular component: endoplasmic reticulum-Golgi intermediate compartment; Golgi apparatus; endoplasmic reticulum. NCBI's taxonomy places the organism in Eukaryota, Fungi, Mucoromycota, Umbelopsidomycetes, Umbelopsidales, Umbelopsidaceae. Gene Ontology annotation, biological process: UDP-N-acetylglucosamine biosynthetic process. The coding region runs from base 306 to 758 and encodes 150 amino acids. The transcript has a single exon. Gene Ontology annotation, molecular function: glucosamine 6-phosphate N-acetyltransferase activity; monosaccharide binding. The record is from RefSeq and is a predicted model, not a curated record.
UACGCAGUCUCGAAGCCAGACUUGCAGCUGCACAACUGCAAGAUGCAGCCUAGAUUUUUUCUCCCUAUCCACCUCUUUUUUUUUACGUCUUUUUCUGCCUGCUCAUCUUCACGUCCAAUGCAACCAAAAAAGGAUUUCCCACUUUUACCAUGUUUCUACUCUUGUGAACUGCGCGACACUACGCGUUUUUCUCGUAAUUCUGUUACCAAAUUUAUCCCAAACUUUUUAAUAUAUUGUUUGAAUUUUUGAAAAAAGUCGCUGUGUGAAAAGCUUGGGGAGGCCAUUCACUUUUCGUUUUUGGCCCUAUGCCUGUGAAAAUUAUCCAACUGCCGUCCAAUUCGGAUACCCCCAUUGAGGACCAUGUGUUUAAAGGCAUUGCAAACUUGUUGCCUCAGCUAUCUCAAUCUGCACCGCCUUUAACUAAGGACCGCUUGCAAUCUGUUCUAGCAUCGCCACUAACGGUAGUUCUGGUCGCCAUUGAUGACCAUGCCGAGAUUGUCGGCAUGUUAACGUUGGCGUGUUUCGACGCUGUUACUGGGCGAAGAGCCCAUAUUGAAGAUGUCGUAGUUGACGACAAAUGCCGUGGACAAGGAGCUGGAAAACUCUUAUUGUUAGAAGCUAUUCAGAUCGCCCAGCAUAAAUUACAUGCAGCCACCAUCGAUCUCACUAGCCGCCCCGAACGCGAGGCAGCCAAUCGAUUGUAUCAAAAGGUUGGAUUCGUCCAGAGACAGACAAACGUGUACCGUUAUGCAGAGUAAAUUCGACACCUAGACAUAAAUAUUUAUACCAUGUUUUCUUGUUUCAAUUAUUUACUAUUGAUUGAGUUAUGAUUAUGUGAUAAAACGAAGAGAGUGAACUUGCUGGUGAGAAUGAUCCUUCCCAGAGUAAGAAAAUU